Messenger RNA from Caenorhabditis auriculariae, 3805 nucleotides. The record is from the annotation of a GenBank genome assembly. NCBI's taxonomy places the organism in Eukaryota, Metazoa, Nematoda, Chromadorea, Rhabditida, Rhabditidae.
AUGGAAGCGACGAGUAACGAGUCCUUGGACUAUUCCUACGACGCAUUCGAUUCUGAAGAAUCCUCGACAUUGAUCGUUAUGGUCUUUGCUUCGUGCUACGUCGUUUUGACGGCUUCAAUGAUUUUCGGGGUCCCUUGCAAUCUGUUCGUACUUUACAGAAUGCGAAAGUUGAGCCGAAAAUGUUCGGAUAUUUAUAGGUAAGACGCUCCUUAAUCUCACGCUAUCAGGUUUCGCAGAGAUAGAAGAAACAAUUUUUUUUGAAAUUAACUACCCAAAGGUAAAAAAUAGUCGGGAGCUCUUGAAAAUGAAAAAUUAUGAAUUUUAGGUCUUUUGAGAGCUACAAAAAUAAGGUAAGAAGCCAAGAAAGAAAAGAAUUUUAAGAUUUACGCUUUUUGAUUCCGAUAAGUAGGCUUGAAAGAUCCAGUAGGAGCCCAAAAAUGGUUAUAGUUUAAAAAUUAUGAAAAAUUAUGACUUCCAGGGCUUUCAAUAAGCUCGAAAAAGUAAGAAAAAGGUAAUUAAAUAUUUUAGGUCAAAUUUUCCAGACUCAAAAGUUUUUAACCAAGUUGAUAAAUCCAAAAAAUUCAGGAGAUUUUUGAAAGUCACGAAAAUUUAGGCCCGAAACCUACUUCUAAAGGUGCAAGGUAGUCAGAAAGUGAUCAAAAUUCAAAAAAUUGAAAAAAAAAUUAGGAGAGGUUCGGAGCUUAAGAAGUUCUGAUGCGAUGCAAAAAUCGCUUCUAGAAAAAAACGUGUAGUGGAGUCGAACCCAAGACCUCUUGACCUAACUCCUAGGCUACUACCAAUCAGCCAAAGUUCAGUUUUUGAAUAAGUGCUCUAAAAAAAGAAGGAGAGCCUACUUCAGAAGCUCUAAAGCAAUGCACAAAAUUUUUGCAAUCCUUUUGGAAAAAAACGAGUAGUGGAGUCGAACCAAAGACCUCUUGACCUAACUCAUAGACUACUACCAAUCAGCCAAAGUUCAGUUUUUGAUUAGUGCUCUAAAAACAGAUUUCAGAAACUCUAAUGCGAUGCAAAAAAUUUUACUUCUUGAAAAAAACGCGUAGUGGAGUCGAACCAAAGACCUCUUGACCUAACUCCUAUACCACUACAAGUCAGCCAAAGUUCAGUUUUUGAUAAAUGCUCUAAAAACAGAUUUCGGAAGCUCUAAUGCGACAGAAAAUUCGAAAUCACUUCUGGAAAAAAAAACGUGUACUGGAGUCGAACCCAAGACCCCUUGACCUAACUUUUAUAUCACUUCUAGUUAGCCAAACCUCAUUUCUUGAAAAUCACUCCAAAACUUCCAGUAACGGCGCUGGUCGAUGUCUGUUCGUGAUGGCCAUCGCCGACAUCGCUUCUCUCUGUUCCAUGUGCCUUCAUUUCUUCCUGGAACUCAGCACGGGGUUCUUCAAUAUCACUGAUUACGUGUCUGAAGAUUACCUUCAUUAUGUUUGCAAGGUAAUUUUUCCCCUGGAACAGUCUUACCUGUCUGCGCUCUCUUUUCUCUCGUUACUACUCUCCGACGGACCUGUCUGCGCUCUCUUUCCAUCGUCUGAGUAAUAACGAGAGAAAAGAGGGCGCAGACAGGUCAGAGUCGUGACGAAUGAAGUAUGACUUGAGUACGUCUUCAGACGGCAAUGUUCACGAUGCACGUGGCGACUUUCGUUUCGAUAUGGAGUUGGCUUUUGAUGUCGACCUUGCGAUAUAUGUCCGUUUAUCAUCCGCUAUUAUACAUCCGUCUCUGGAGCUUACCUGCAAAGGUGAUUUCUCUGAAAAAUGCAAAAAGAAAGUCCCAGUUGGGAGCGGAUCCAGUGACCUUUUCAAUGGAUUAUUGCCGAUUUUGAUAACAUUUUGUCAGAACUUUUUUUCGAAUUUUCCUGAAACUGAUCGCAAAAAAUAUUGCCAAGCCCUUGUUGAGCGUUUAUUAACAUUCAUCUUGACUGUCGCACAAAAUUUAGAAGAAAUCAAUAUUCGUUCUUUGAACUUAAACGCGUCGCGGCCGCGUAGCGGUUUCUUCAAGAAGCCCCCGACCAAAAACGGCUUGCGCAAGGCGGCAUCCUGUAGCAAUGGCACGAUAAAAAAUGAAAAAAAAACGCAACGCGACCGCGACGCGUCGAGCCAUUCCAAAUGCGACUAUUCAAGGAUCAUUUUUCCAGGUUAUGCUCACCGUCAUCUUUUCUGCAUGUUCCCUGAAUGCCUGGCUUCUAGUUGCGGUCGAAAAAUCGGCUGAUGAGGUGUUUUCAAGUGAUCAUUUUUGGGAUAAUACCAAGUUUCAGAACGGCUGCACCGUCACGGAGAUGUUCAACUCGGCUUUUAUCACAAAAGCGAUGCUUUUGAUCGAGAAUUUGGGGUCAGUUUAUAGUUUCAAAGAUAUAUGUCAUGCUGAGGAUCCGAUCCCUUGACCUUUCGAGUGAUAAUUUAAAAGUUUAGCCGCUUUACUACGAGUAGAAGAGAUAAUAGUUCAAAAACCAACGUUGCAACUAGUUUGAAAAAUGGCAAAAAAAUAUUUUCAGCUCAGGAUUCGAUCUCUUGACCUUUCGAGUGGUAGAUAAGACACUUAGCCGUUUGACUACAAGGGGAAAAGUUGCUUUUAAUCAAGAUUGUGAAGCUAGAAACCGAUCGAAUGAUUUUGAUGACCAGGAAAAAAAAGUCAGUAAAAAGAUCCGAUCCGCUGACCUCUUCCACAUUCUUCAAAAAGCUUAACCACUUGACCAUGACGUCAUCUCCAGCUCCUUCGUGAUUCCUUGCCUAACCAUCAUCUACGUGGACGCCUCUGUGCUUUGUCGGUUACGAUUGAGUUGUAUGUGGACUUCUGAACAGUACCUGCGAAGGAAUAUCACUCCAAAGCCGGUGAAAAUUUGUUUUAUAUGUUUAUGGUCGCAUUUGAAAUGGCUCGAAGGCGCGCCCGACUGAAAACGACUCGUGCUUGUGGUCACCGGGAAGCGUUAGAGCAAGUUGAUUCGCUUCGAGUCUAGAUUUUGAACUUCGAGUCACUCAAGCUCCGCCCCUAAUAGGGCGAUAAACCAAUCAAAGCGUUUUCAGAUGACGUCAUUGUACUUAAUUAUCAGAACCGGAACGAACUAUAUCAGUGCGACCAUGAGCUCUUAAUUUUAGCAUUGGAGCGCAUUUUCUCAGUUAAAAGCUUUUCAGAAACACACAACGAUGUGGCGAUGGCUAGUUAUCGCCUUGGUCGAUAUUGGCCUCAAUGCGCCCGAAAACUUGACCAGGCUUGCCCUAAUCCUUGGCAUUCUGCCCUACGAUAGAUCUGAAGGUUUCCUGAUCUUCCGCACACUUUCACAGGUAAUUUUUGGCAUGGAAAAGUCGUUUCAGUGCAGUUGAGGCUCACGAAACAUCAUAGCGUAUUUUCUCACAGAUCUUCAAUUCUGAGGAGCCGCAUUUGGAAUGGCUUUUGUGAACCCUGUCCAAAAAUUCACUCCUGAGACUUUUAUCAUCAGAGCGCAUUUUCCAGAUGCUCUACUACACGCAAUUCGGCUUCAACGGCGUCUACCUCGCCCUGUUCAUCUACGACAAGUCGACAAAGCCCCGAAGACGUCGGAACAUCGAAUCGGCUUCUGGUGACGUCAUCGUCGUCAAUUCCCUUCAUCUGGAGCACAAGCAACGGGAGAGCGAAAGAGGUGGUUUAUUCAGGAAUAUUAAUUUCUCUUCAGAUAUUUGCCUCGGGCAUUUCUCAGAAAAACUUCCUUAUUUCCUCGGGAAAUUAUUCCUAUUUUUUUCAGCUGCCCUCGCCAACAAAAUAACAAGUUCGGAAGAUUGCGACAGCGGCAUCGAUGAGGACGCAAGACUCGGAAAUUAA